Molecule: messenger RNA, 4306 nt
Organism: Aspergillus steynii IBT 23096
Lineage: Eukaryota; Fungi; Ascomycota; Eurotiomycetes; Eurotiales; Aspergillaceae
Product: ABC transporter
Exons: 8
Coding region: 1-4230 (1409 amino acids)
Biological process (GO): transmembrane transport
Cellular component (GO): membrane
Molecular function (GO): ABC-type transporter activity; ATP binding; ATP hydrolysis activity
Source: RefSeq, a predicted model, not a curated record
AUGGAGGCUCUAUGGAGGCUCUAUGGAGGCUCUAUGGAGUUGUUGCCAAGAAGCCUCAUAGGGUUGCGCCCAAACGGGAAGUCCGAGGAACUCCGAUACCGCUUUGGGCAAUUCCCGAUUGGGCGAGGCGGUUUAGCGCGUCUCUUCUGGGACGAAAAUGUCGGACUACUCCUUUGUAUCCUCGCACCUCUUCCUUCUUCUUCUUUUGAAUUUGUAAUUGUCAAGGAAUUCCUAGGACUAAGGAAUAACGGCGAACAACAACCGACUAGCGUGGUACUGAAUCAUGUAUCAGUGGAAGGGAGCGGCACUGGGUCCCAGCCUGCCCCGACAGUGCUGUCUGCGGCCAAGUCUGCCUUUGGCAUCCUGAGUCCCAUCCAGAACAGACUUGGAAGCCAAUCAUCACGGCCCAUUCUUCGGGACUUUUCUGUCGCUAUGAACCCGGGAGAGAUGGUGCUGGUGAUUGGAAAGCCAGGAAGUGGCUGCACCACGUUCUUGAAAACACUAGCAGGGAUGUGGGAUGAGUACAAGGGUGUUCAAGGGGAACUCACUUUGGGUGGUCAUCCUAUGACGGAGACCAUCUCCGACCGACCCCAGGAUGUAGUCUUCUGCGGCGAGUCCGAUGACCAUUUUCCCAAUUUGACGGUAAUGGAGACUUUGAGAUUUGCCAUCAGAGCUCGAUGUGGCCCAGACGUGUCUGGAAAGCAGAUUGACGAAAUGGUCUUCCGCUUGGCGAAGCUUGUUGGCCUGAGCCAUGUUAUGAACACCAAGGUCGGAGAUGCAUACAUCCGAGGUGUCAGUGGAGGCGAGAGACGUCGAGUGUCACUGGCAGAGGCACUGGCAACAUGUGCACGACUUAUCUGCCUGGACAACCCCACGAACGGCCUUGAUUCCUCGACGGCAUUGGAAUUUAUGGAGAUGAUGCAUGAAUGGACUCUGCAGAGCCAAUGCGUCACGGCAAUGAGCGUGUAUCAGGGUAGUGAUGCUAUUAUCCCCUAUUUUGACAAGGUCGUGGUGAUCAACGCCGGUCGCCAGAUCUUCUACGGCACAAUCCCUGAGGCCAAAGAAUACUUUGUCAGCCUCGGUUUCGAAUACUCGCCUACGACGACCAUGUCCGACUUCCUGAACUCGAUGUCGGCGGACCCUGAGGCUCGGCGCGCAGUUGAAGGCCGAGAAUACCAGGUGCCCAGGACGCCCGAUGAGUUCCGGGGCGCAUUCCGCUCCAGUCAAUAUGCCAACCAGCUGCAAUCCCUUGUUCAGGUGACGAAGUCUCGCCCCGUUGUGUCGUGGCCUGCGAAGUCAAAGCCUUUUGCUCUCCCACUGCAUCGACAAGUUUGGCAGUGUGCUACUCGCCAAGUUCGCAUCAUCAUUAGCGAUUACAGCUCAUGGCUGGUCGGAGCAGCAUGCAUCACCGUUCAGAGCUUGGUACUUGGUACGCUAUUCCGAGACCAGAAGCACUCAACCCAGUCCCUUUUUAUAUUCGGAUCGGCACUGUUCUACUCGGUUCUUGUUCCUGCUUUGCAAUCCAUGAGCGAGUUUGGCAACACUUUUGCUCAGCGCCCGCUCAUUCUGAAGCACAAGCGAUACCGGCUAUAUCGGCCAAUUGCCUACGCCUUCGGACUUGUUAUUACCGAUGUGGUCUGGAAGAUUGCGGCCAUUUGCUACAACAUCCCGUUGUACUUCCUCACAGGCUUUCAACGUACCCCGGGAAAUUUCUUCAUUUGGUUCCUGAUUGUGUAUGUUGAGCAUCUGGCCUUGUCCAUGUUCUUCCGAUCGGUCGCCGUUUUCUCGCCCAAUAUGAACCGAGCCGUGCUCCCCGUGGGUAUCUUCUUCAACAUGUACGUGCUAUAUACUGGACUUUACGUGCCGCCACCUCAGAUGCAAGUCUGGCUAGGUUGGCUACGAUACCUGAAUCCUCUACACUACGGCUUCGAGUCGGCCAUGUUGAAUGAAUUUGGCAGCCUGAGCUAUGAGUGCAGUCCAGCAGACAUGGUACCUACAGGCCCUGGAUACGAUAGCAUCAAGAACCAAGUUUGCGCCAUUGUCGGCUCACAGCCAGGAGAGCGCCUUCUGUCGGGUACUAGCUACGUGCAGGCGCAAUAUGGCUUCGAGCAGUCGAACCUAUGGAGGAACGUUGGUAUCAAUAUAGCUUUCUUCAUUGUGUUCGCUAUAUUAUCCGGUAUUGGGAUGGAGAGACUCAAGCAGCCGGCUGGUCGCCUCGCCACUGUCUUCUACCGAGGUAUGGAACCAGGGAGCCGGAACACAUCCGACAAAGAGAGCGGAGAGGAGAAAGACGAUGUUCCCCCAGAAAUCGCGCCGCAGUCCAGCACUAUCCAAGCGGCUCUCAGUCGGGCAUAUGAGCACCACGGAACUUUGACAUGGAAGGAAUUCAGCCUAGUUGUCAAAACCAAGGACGGCGAACGACGACUACUCGACAGUUUGGAUGGAUCGGCUCAGAGCGGCCACAUGAAAGCACUUAUGGGUGUGUCUGGGGCUGGAAAAACGACUCUUCUCAACGCCCUCGCCGGAAGAUCGAAGGUUGGAGCCCUGACUGGAACAUUGGAACUCAACGGACAACUCUUGCCAAAGUCUUUCAAUGGACGCAUGGGCUACGUGCAACAACAGGAUAUCCACCUUCCCACUCAGAGCGUCCGCGAAGCCUUGCAGAUGACCGCGCAGCUGCGUCAAUCACAACAAGUGUCGUUGGAGGAGAAAUAUGCCUAUGUCGAGAAGGUGAUUGAGUGGUUGGACAUGACUUCCAUCGCGGAUGCCCUAAUCGGUGUGCCUGGCGUUGGACUCAAUCUGGAACAGCGCAAACGGGUCAGUAUUGGCGUGGAAAUGGCAUCGAAACCCGAGAUUCUCUUUUUGGAUGAGCCGACUUCUGGCCUCGAUGGCCAGUCAGCAUACUCGAUCGUUCGCCUGUUACGGAGACUGGCAGACUCGGGCCAAGCAAUUGUGUGCACUAUCCACCAGCCGGCGGCCGGCCUGAUGAACUAUUUCGACGAGCUGUAUCUCCUGGGACGUGGUGGCCGGCUUGUGUACGAUGGACCCCUUGGGAACGACUGUCGCCUUGCUGUCGACUAUUUUGAUAAGUUCGCCCGACCUUGCGCUCAGGACGAGAACCCGGCCGAGUACUUCUUGGAUGUCAUCGGAGCAGGCGCCCGCAAGGAGGUUGACCUGGACUGGAUUGGCUUGUGGCAGCAGAGUGACCUCUACCAACAGAGACGGCAGAAGCAAGAAAAGCCCGCAUCUCCUAGCACUCCCGAGUCAAGCUCCUCGAUCUACGCAGCCCCCUUCCAUGUGCAACUCCGAGUGGUCCUUCGGCGGACAUGGCUGUACUACUGGCGAGAACCUGACUAUGUCACCUCAAAACUCUGGCUGAACGUGGGCAACGCUCUGCUGAAUGCCAUGUCCUACCUCAAUUCCCCAACCUCGCAACGUGGUGCAUACAACCGUGUCUUCUCAUCCUUCAUGUCUCUGAUCGUUGGACCUCCGUUGGGACUGCAGGUCCAGCCACGAUUCGUCAGAUUGCGAGAGAUUUUCGUGCACCGAGAAAAGGAGAGCCUGACGUACCACUGGGUGACUUUUGUCAUCUCGGCGAUCCUGGUCGAGCUGCCGUACGCCUUUGUGACCUCGAUGGUUUACUGGUUGCUGUGGUAUUUCCCUGUUGGUUAUUUCAACGAGCCCGCCCGCGCAGGAUAUAGCUUCCUCAUGUACGAGCUAUUCGCGAUGUUUGCCACGAGCUUGGCUCAGCUGUGUGCAUCUCUGAUGCCGAAUGUCGAGGCUGCUCUUGCUGCUAACGGGUUCUUCUUCAUGUUUUGCAACACCUUUGCGGGUACGCUCUCGCCCAAGCCUGUCACUCCAGCGGGAUGGAAGUGGUACUACAAGCUCUCUCCGCUGUUCUACAUGGGCGAAGGCGUCACGUCGAACGCUCUGUAUGAUCUUCCCAUUGACUGCCAGCCGUCUGAAGUGUCUAUCUUCAAUCCUGCGAACGGCACGAAGUGUGGAGAGUAUGCGGCGGAUUUCUUGAAGACAGCAACGGGCUACCUGCUGAACCCCGAUAGCACAAUCAGUUGUGAAUACUGUCGGUAUAAGGAUGGACAGUCCUAUUACGUCCAAUACGGCUAUGACUUUGCUCGCCGGUACUCCAACGUUGGGGUUUUCAUCGGAUUCAUCGCCUUUAACUUCACCAUGGUGUUGGUCAUGACCUAUCUCACGCGAGUAAGACGUUGACAUGUUAUUCCACGACUGGCUUUAAGCACUAAGGACAUGGUGGAUAUUUGGCGCAUCGGGAGUUACGGCUAAAUGG